Boleophthalmus pectinirostris (great blue-spotted mudskipper) is the source of this 545-nucleotide messenger RNA. Its product is annotated as mitochondrial pyruvate carrier 1. Gene Ontology annotation, biological process: pyruvate import into mitochondria. Bases 82 to 408 code for a protein of 108 amino acids. The record is from RefSeq and is a predicted model, not a curated record. Gene Ontology annotation, cellular component: mitochondrial inner membrane. The transcript has a single exon. NCBI's taxonomy places the organism in Eukaryota, Metazoa, Chordata, Actinopteri, Gobiiformes, Gobiidae.
ACCAGUGUCCUCUGCGCUCGAAAAUCGGGUCGUCCUUCAAACUAGAAACAGGACAACAAUUUUGAUCUCCCACACAAGAAAAUGGCAGGAACGAUUGCCCGUAAAGCUGUAGACCAUUUGAAAAGCAAGGAGUUCAGAGAUUAUUUGAUGAGCACGCAUUUCUGGGGACCUGUGGCAAACUGGGGUCUACCUAUAGCAGCCAUCUCAGAUAUGAAAAAGAGCCCUGAGAUUAUCAGUGGCAGAAUGACCUUCGCUCUCUGUUGCUACUCACUCGUGUUCAUGAGAUUUGCUUACAAAGUGCAACCCCGCAACUGGCUGUUGUUUGCCUGCCACAUAACCAACGAAACAGCUCAGUUAAUCCAAGGAAGUCGUCUCAUCAAAUACAAUCUUGAGAAGAAGUCAUCAUAAUCACCAAAUCGCCUACAUGCCAGAGCUUUGGAACUCCGUGUAAAAUGUGGCUAAUUUACUCUGAUCAAAAGUCACAUUUGGACAGAGUCUAGUAAUAAGGUCAAUUCUUGGGGUGUAUUUCGGCAGUGUAACAUUAC